UUCUUCCUUCUUGUUAGGGCAUUAUUGUUGCAAUCUCGUGGUUUUGUUAUGUAAAGAAAAACUCCAAAAUUCUCCUUUAAAUCAGUGAAAGACUUCCCAAAUUCCACAAUGCAUCGCUUGCUGAUGCUAAAGAGUACCCUUCCAACAAGUAUUCACCUCUUGACCCUCUCCAGGUGCUGCGGAAUUCCCCAAAACUCCCGGAACCCCAGUCGUGUGGAGUUUUCUCUGCCUUUUGACUUAUUCCAUGGGCGGCAGCACUCCACAACAGUUAAUUUAGAUGCCCUCCGGUUGAUAAGGAAAAAGAGGAAAGCCAAGAAGAAGAAAUUCAUUGAACUCCUUCAAGUUACGGAAAAUGCAACGAAGGAAACAAAAACUUCCGUGAAGAAGCUGAAAAGCAAGAAACUUUCGGAAUUUAUCAGCAAUCCCAGUUCCUCAAGCCUUCCUGCCGCGGCGGUGUCAUCAGCCCCGACUAUUUUAGCCACAGAUCCCGUUGAGUACUCAAAAUUGAAUUUUCACAUUGAAAAUACGACAAAAUCCGCGAAUGAGGAUAUUCCAAUUGUUUUUAUAAGUGAUAAAUUGGGCGUGAAGAAGGUGAAUCAGCUGUCGUCGGAGGUUCUCAAUGAGAUCCUCGAGAGUUAUCAGUGUUUCCGUGAGAUGGGAGAGAUUGAGGAGCCUGUGGCGCAAAUUGAAGCAGAAUUCGAGGAAAUUGAGACUCUGGAGGCGGAAGUGAAGGAUUCCGUUGAAGCUGCCCCCGUUGUGGCUAAUCCAAAGGUUGCAAAGGUCAAGAAGGGGAAGUUCAAGUCUCGUCAGCAUGUGUCGUCGGAACAGGAGCAGCUGGCAAAGCAGAAAUGUCUCUUUACCAACAUCAGUGCGUAUUUGGAGUUGUGCGUGUCCAGUGGGAUGCUGAAUCGGGGAUUGUCGACGUUCCUCAACUACCGCGCACGAUGGAAGAGAUUCAACAUUACGCGACACUUUGACAUCCGCCUGUACAACAUUCUCCUCCAGGGGUACGCUGAGAAGGGAAAUGUUGUCAAAAUCACGGAGAUUUUGAAUUUUAUGAAGGGGGAUGGGGUGCAGAUGGACGCUCAAACUUUUGCCACAAUCAUCGAGGGCAUUGGUCGGCAGCCACCGGACAUGGAGAACACAAAACUCCUGCAGAAGUACCUCAAGGAGGCGACAGCGCAGGGAAUCUCCCUGAAUGACAUUAUGGACAGGAGUAAAUUCCUCGGGGAUCAGAGAGAAAUUGUCCUGGACACCAUUCACAGGCUUGAACCGAACUUUGUACCCACGUACACACCCCCAGUGCUGACCUACAGCAAUGAACUCCUCAAUUCCCUCAAUGAAAACAUUCCGGGAAUUGAGGAGAAAGUCCAAAUGCCCAAAGUACCCAAAGAGAGGGCAGAGGAAAUGAAGAAACUAAUGCAGGAACAGCUGGAUAUUGAGAUGCGAGGCUAUCUAUCAGUGAAGAACAUUGAAAAGUUCCCGGAACCAACACCCCAAGUCCUCCACAAUAGGCGGAAACUCAAUGAACUCCAGACAAUGUGGAGGAAUCAAAUUGUUUUUGCCUUCAAUCGAGAUUUAAAUACAAUUCGUGCUCAAACCCAAUGCAAAUUCAAUAAAUCCACCAAUCUCUUCCCAUACCUCAAAGUACUUGACACAAAGCAAUACGUGGACAUCCUGCUCCGGGAAAUCCGCACCCUGGCUGAGGGAUCAGAGACGUACAGUCCAACUGUGGGACAACUUUACCGGGAAUUGGGUUCAAAGGUACAAGCACGCUACCAUUUGGAGCACAUGAGGAAGAUGGGGCUGCUGCAGAAGACCACAGACAUCUACAUGGAUUACCUCCUGGCCCAAGACGGUCAGGAGCAGUUGGCGGACAAUCACAGGCAGCUGUGGCAGAGGCUAACCUAUGGGGUGUGCAAUGAAGGUCCCAGCAUGGACUACAUCAAUCAACCGUGGUCAAUGAACAUCACAACGGCCAUUGGGAGGUUCCUCUACAACAUCCUCAUGCGUGACGUCAAGAUUGAUCUCAAUGCCACGCGGAUGAAUGCCAAGAAUCAAAACUUAUCGCCUGCCUUCUUUACAAUCUACAGGAAUCAAGGGAGGCACAUGAAGGAGGAAGUUAAACCGCAUCCAGUGUUGUCCAAAUUAUUUCGUGGAUCGCAACAGGAAAUGCUGACUUUUGAUGCAAAUCUCGUACCGAUGAUGUGCCCCCCACAGCCGUGGAAUACCCCCAAUCAGGGAGGCUACCUCGUGACGAAGAGCGAACUCAUUCGGCUGCCGCAUCAGGCACAUCAGCAAUGGGCGAGGAUUGCUGAUGCACCACCGAGAGACAUCUAUCCAGCACUGGAUAGUCUCAAUCAGUUGGCAGCUGUGCCGUGGACGAUUAAUGGGGAUGUUCUCGAUGUUGUUGCGGAGGUUUUCAAUAGCGGUGGGAGUGCGCGUUUGGAUGUGCCACAGCCGCCGUCGGUGUUGCAGCCACCGGUUGGACCGCCGGAAGGGCAGAAGUUGACGAAUGAGGAGAAAUUCCAGAUUUAUCGACAAAAACUCACGCAUAGGCGACAACAGGCUGAAAUGUACAGUCUCUGGUGUGAUUGCCUCUACCGGUUGUCCCUUGCAAAUCACUUCCGUGACAGGCCGUUCUGGUUGCCGCACAAUAUGGAUUUUCGCGGGAGAGUCUACCCGCUGCCGCCGCAUCUCAGUCACAUGGGCUCAGAUCUAGCGAGAUCGCUCCUCAAGUUCCACGAAGGGAAACCUCUUGGCAGGGAUGGGUUGAUGUGGCUAAAGCUGCACUGUAUCAAUCUUACGGGGACGAAGAAGAGGGAAUCCGUGGCAGAACGUCUGCGGUAUGCUGAGGAGAUUCUCAGUGAUAUCCUGGAUUCAGCGGAUAAUCCUCUUGGGGGGAAAAUGUGGUGGGCACAGUCAGAUGAACCGUGGCAAACGCUGGCGUGUUGCAUGGAAAUCGCCAAGGUGAUACGUUCUCCGGAUCCGGAAGCCUUCAUCAGUCACUUCCCCAUUCAUCAGGAUGGCUCGUGCAAUGGGCUUCAGCACUAUGCUGCCCUCGGGAGGGACACAGCUGGUGCAGUAAGUGUCAAUCUUGCCCCCUCGGACAGCCCACAGGAUGUCUACAGUGCCGUUGCGGCUCUCGUGGAGGAAGCUCGUGUCCGGGAUGCGGCAAAAGAUGUGGAAGUGGCCAAAACACUCGAAGGUUUCAUCCGGAGAAAGGUGAUAAAGCAAACAGUGAUGACAACGGUGUACGGGGUGACGCGGUAUGGGGCUCGGCUGCAGAUUGCGCGGCAACUCAAAGACAUUGAGGACUUCCCGAAGGAAUACGUGUGGCAGGCCUCAUCGUAUCUCACCGUGAAGACCUUCGAGAGCCUCCGGGAGAUGUUUAAGUCAGCGAGAGAGAUUCAGGACUGGUUUACGCACUGUGCUCGUCUCAUUUCCGCCGUGUGCUUCCAGAAUGUGGAAUGGGUGACACCGCUGGGGCUGCCGGUGGUGCAGCCGUACAACAGAAUGGAGAAGAUGGGGCAGCAGCAGAAGGGCACCAAAGUGGGGGAAUACUUUGCCAUUGAUAUGUACGAGAAGCCCAACAUAAUGAAGCAGAAGAAUGCCUUCCCGCCCAAUUUUAUUCACUCCCUCGACUCCAGCCACAUGAUGCUCACGUCGCUCUUUUGCCAACGCUCCGGCCUCACCUUCAUCUCCGUCCACGACUGCUACUGGACGCAUGCUAGCACAGUGCCAGCGAUGAAUACCAUCACGAGGGAACAAUUUGUCGCACUUCAUUCACUUCCCAUCCUCGAGGAUUUGUCGGAGUUCCUCAAGCAGAAGUAUUGCUUCAAAGAUCAAGAAUUGAAGAACGACGGCUCUGUGAGUGAUGCCACAAAGAGAAAACUGAACAGAAUCCUCCGGCAGGUGCCGGGAAAGGGUGAUUUUGACCUCAACAGUGUACUCGAUUCUGUCUACUUUUUCAGCUGAAGAGGUGGGAAAAUUCAGCAAAAUUCAACGAAAAGAAAAAAGAAAAAUCCGAAAAAUCCUGACCCCUACUAAAUUCCUUUCCUUAGUAGAUGUGUUAGUUUAUACCUCUAGUCACAGGAUAAUGAAAAAAAAGAAGAAGAAAAAAUAAAUCAGGAAGCAUCCCAAAAGUGCUUUGAAGAGCACAAGAUGAGCGACAGCAACACCAUGCAGUACACAAACGAUGGGAACUGGAAGUGUGGGAUUUAUUUUUAAACUCUCAAACUCUGGACCGAUUUGCAGUCUCGGGUGCUUUUCAUCCGCGUAAGAGAGGGAUCUUCUCCCCCAUUCAGUCUCAAUUGGAUUCUCACAGUGAUCGCACGCAGAGCAUUUUUCGUGUUUUUUGGGAUAAAUUGAGUGAAGAGAAUAAAUAAAAAGACAGGAAUAAAGUGAAAA
Molecule: messenger RNA, 4410 nt
Organism: Lutzomyia longipalpis
Lineage: Eukaryota; Metazoa; Arthropoda; Insecta; Diptera; Psychodidae
Gene: mtRNApol
Product: DNA-directed RNA polymerase, mitochondrial
Exons: 5
Coding region: 109-3978 (1289 amino acids)
Biological process (GO): mitochondrial transcription
Cellular component (GO): mitochondrial DNA-directed RNA polymerase complex
Molecular function (GO): protein binding; DNA-directed RNA polymerase activity; mitochondrial promoter sequence-specific DNA binding
Source: RefSeq, a predicted model, not a curated record